AUGGAUGACAGUUUUUCUGAUUUUAAAGAGAAGAAAAAAUGCAAAAUCGGCCCAAAGGCUGUGCAAAAAAGCAAAAACAGACAAAAGAAACCGCUGAAACCUACAAAAGGCCAAAAAGAUAUUAGAGCUUUGAUAAAAAAGAAUGAACUUGUAUCAUACAGUAGAGAUUUCAAUGAAGUUUGCAAAGAAAGUGGAAUAGAUGUUGAUGCAGAACAGUUACAACUUGCUAUAGCAUUAUCAAAAUCUCUUGAUAGCAACCAAUCUUCAAUAGCUAGUACAUCCGAAGAUGUUGAAGUACAAAAUAAACUAUCUUCUCAAGAACGAACAGCUAAAAUCAGAUCUACCUUACAAGAAUAUGGUUUUAAAGUAAAUGGUUCAAAAGUACCACCAGUCAUUCUAAAUAAAAGGAGAAAAUAUAGCAAGCAUUCAAAAUUGCUUACAAUAACAAAUGAGGAAAGGCAAACAAAAAUCUCAGCUAAAUAUGCCGAAGUCUUAGCAUUAAAUUGUCAUACUGUAAUUGAUGUAUACGACGACAAUUAUUUAAAUCACGAAAUAUUUUACAAGGCGACCAACAUUUCAUAUGAGCAUAUUAAGAAUGACGAUGUUUAUUAUGUGUCUAAUUUAAUAGAAAAGGCCACACACAAAUCAUGUUUAUUAAGAAAUUGGUCUGAAAUCCCAGGACGACCGGCAAGUCCUGAGCCAUCUAAUAAUGAUAUUGAUUUUCAUAGUAUUCAAUGCUCUGAACAAGAUUUGGAUGAAAUACUCAGCAGUUCUAUCGAUAUUGCACAAAGUAUUGUAAGAAACAAACAGAAUUGUAUUGAGGAACAUUCUAGUAAAACCAUACAUAGUAAUAUAAAAUUGACAGAAUGUGGUCAAUUAAAUACAUUUUCAACAAUAAAUUCACCUCCAGAAGUUGUUUAUAAUGAUUUUGAUAAUUCUAAUGAAUUAAACAAUCAUACAAAACUAGACACGAAUGAUGUUCAAGCCUUAGAAGUAUUAGAUGAAAAUGAAGUACAAAUAGGAGAUUUUAAUGAAAACUCUGUUAAAGAAAAAGAGCCUUCACACAAAGAAGAUAGUAUUGAUAAGAAUUUAAUAUAUAGAAGUGCUUCACCAGAUCUAUUUGAUGAAGAUUGUUCUAUAGUAGAGAAAAACGACUCAAGAAUAGAUGAAGGUGAAAAAAAUCACACGAUUUUUAUGGAUUUAACACAAUCGGACAAUAAUUUCAACAUACGGAACUUGAAUUCAAUUAAACAUAAUUCAGAUAACAUAAUUGAAAUUAUAGAAUGUGUUGAUUACAAUGAUGUUAGUAAAAAGUAUGAUAUAGAUAAAAGAAAGUCAAUUGAUGGUGAAAAUUCGGAUGUUGGAAAUAAAAUUGAUUGCGUACAAUCAAAUAAAGUGAAUAAUGAUGAAAACAUAGAAAUGAUUGAUCUGACACAAAGACCAAAUUUGAUCGAAGAAUUACCAAGCAUUGACUUAGACAAUAAAAAUACGUCAUUGGAACUUGAUGAUACAGUGAUUUACGAGAAUCAUGAAGUUAUAUCUGAACCUACAAGUAAUGCAAUAAAUAGAACAAAUCAAGUAACAGAUUUCAAUAUAAAAUUCAAUGGUAUUAGUGAUACAAAUGGCUAUAUACAGGGUGUAGAUAUUAGCGAAGUAUACGAUGAAAAUGUUGAAAAUAGUGAAGUUAUGAAUAUCGAUCUAACACAAAGUUCAGGAAAAAGUGUAGGGAAUAAUUCUAAUCAUGAAAAUGAUGAAAAUCUUAAUUUAUCUGACAGUGAAUCAAUAAAUAGUGGUAAAGGUUUGUCAUUGGAUAAUUUGGGAAAUGGAAAUGAUAUUAAUGAUACAAUAGCAUUCGAUAAUGAUUAUGAUAAUGAUAAUAAUGUGUUACAGAGAGCAGCAAGUGUAUCAUUAAAUAAUGAUAUGGAAAUUGAAGAUGUAAAUGAUUGUGUACUGAAAAAUUCGAAUCAUGGUUCAUUUAUAAUCGAUAAUUAUAAUGAUAAUGAUAAUAAUGUAUCAUUACAGAAGAAAAAAACAAAGAGUGCAUCAUUAAAUAAUGAUAUGGAAAUUGAAGAUUUAGAUGAUGUAUUGGAACAUUCAAAUCAUAGAUUCAUUGAAUUCGACAAUGAUCAUAAUAAUGAUAAUGAUGUAUCAUUACAGAGAAGAAAAUCAAAAAGUAUAUCAUUAGAUAAUUCUGACAUUCAAAAUGUAGAUAAUUAUACGGAACGCAAUACUCAAAAAAUUGAGAAUGGUAAUAAUUCCGAUAAAUAUAUGAGUAAUGUCGACAUUGAUUUGACCCAAGCAUCAGAUAAAUCGUUUGACGAAAACGACCAAAUUAACAUAAAUGCAGAUAUUGAAAUUAUAGAUGGAAUUGUAACGACUGAAAAUGAUGAUUCUAAAAUAGAUUUAACACAAUUUAAUGAUGACAUUGGGUUUAAUGAUGAAGCUAUACAUAACAGUAGUAAAACGAUUAAAGCUAUUGAUACUUCUAUAGACUAUGAUGUUAUAUUUGAUGAAGUUAUGUCAGAUAGUAAAAAAUCUAAUAGAAAUAGUAGUAAAGAAAUAUCAGAACAUAAUUCUGAGGUUUUUGAUCUAUCUGAUAAGGAAUUAAACUAUUCUGUACACCAUUCUUUCUAUCAGGAUGUAUUUGAUGAUGGAAAUAUAAAUUUAUCACAACAUACACCAGUUAAAGGUGAUGUAUAUAAAGAAAAGACACCAAUAAGAAUAAAUGAUGAUGAAAUAAUCCGAAAUAAAGAUGAUGAUGAUGAAUAUAUAAUUAAAACAAGUCCCGUCACUCCGAUGGCUGAUUAUGAAGCUAUGACAACACCUGAAAGGAAUAAAGAAUUGGAGAAAUAUGGACUUAAACCAUUUAAAAGGAAAAGAGCAAUACAACUUUUAACAUAUGUAUACAACCAAACACAUCCAAUUAUACAAAAUUGUUCUCCUGAAGAGUGUCCAACAAAGAAAUUUAAAAGCACCGAAGAAAAAACACCAAAAAAGAAAAGUCCAAGGAAAAAGACACCUAAAAAAUGUUUAGAUUUUGGAACUGAAAUUGAUGAAAACAAUAUAUAUGUCAUUACAAGUGAAGUACCGGAGAUCAGAAAUAUUGAAUGCGAUUCAAAUGAUUGGAUUUUCCAGACCAAAGAAAAAGCCAAGGUACAUUCAUGCAGAAUGCCACUCCAUAUAGCAUUCUACAAUUAUGUAUCGUGCAGGAAACUAUUGAGAGAAUCUAUAUUGAAAUACGAACCAAUCAAUAUUGAUAUUAUACAUAAACAAUUGGUUGGUUACGGAUAUAGAUAUAACCCAAAGGACCUCCUAAAGUUUAUGGAUAAGAAAUGUAUAACUGUGAAAAUUAGGAACUGGAAAGAGUGA
Messenger RNA from Danaus chrysippus (African queen), 3369 nucleotides. The record is from the annotation of a GenBank genome assembly. Lineage: Eukaryota; Metazoa; Arthropoda; Insecta; Lepidoptera; Nymphalidae.